This is a messenger RNA of Exophiala spinifera, 1224 nucleotides long. RefSeq lists its product as uncharacterized. Lineage: Eukaryota; Fungi; Ascomycota; Eurotiomycetes; Chaetothyriales; Herpotrichiellaceae. The transcript has a single exon. Gene Ontology annotation, molecular function: 5'-flap endonuclease activity; crossover junction DNA endonuclease activity. The record is from RefSeq and is a predicted model, not a curated record. Gene Ontology annotation, biological process: double-strand break repair via homologous recombination. Bases 1 to 1224 code for a protein of 407 amino acids. Gene Ontology annotation, cellular component: Slx1-Slx4 complex.
AUGGAGUUGAAACCUAUUCCGGCUUUUUAUUGCUGUUAUCUGCUUCGCUCUACUGUCCGCCACGCCAGCGUCUACGUCGGCUCUAGUCCGGAUCCAGCCCGACGACUUGCUCAGCACAACGGUCGCGUGCAAGGUGGUGCUGUGCGCACAUCUCGUGAUAGUCUGCGGCCUUGGGAGGUCACCUGUGUGGUGGCAGGCUUCCCCUCCAACAUUGCUGCGUUGCAGUUCGAGUGGGCAUGGCAGAAUUCCCAUUUGACGAGACACAUCCCCCCUCAUGAGCGAAUAUCCUUUGCCGCAACCCGAACCAAGACCUCGAGAACCGGCAAAGUCACUCGGAGGCCUGGCAGGCCCAGAACAUCCUUAAUGGACAAGUUAUCAAACUUGCACCUCCUCCUAAGAGCUUCGUAUUUCUCGAGGUGGCCACUCGAGGUUCGCUUCUUCAGCCCAGACGCCUAUCAAUCGUGGCAAACGUGGUGCGGGCGAGUUGACACGCACAUCUCGCAAAAUAUUAAAGUCCACUUGGACCCGCCUCAGAUGCAGCCUCCGCCGGAACAAGAUGAGUUCACUUCGGCACAGCCUGUCCAGAGGAAAAGAAAAGCAGAUCUUAUCGGCAAAGGGGGCGUUGAUGGUGUCGAUCCCACAUAUGCCGCCUUUCGGGAGGUCUUCGACAAGAGUCAAUUCCUUCUUGACGAGGAAGACAAUCAGACUUGUUCUGUAUGCAAAAAUGGAAUUGAUGUUCAGAAGGCGUUGUUUGUAGUUUGCCCCACCGAAAAUUGUCAAAGCAUUUCACACGUAACUUGCUUAGCAGAUGCUUCCCUGGGACAACAACAAUCAGCCUCUCUUGUGCCACAAUCGGGACAUUGUUCUUCAUGCGGGCAACAGCAUCCGUGGUCAGAGCUUAUGCAGCAAGUGACUUUGAGGACUCGAGGUAUGAAGGAAGUCAAGAAGAUAAUGGCACGGAAAGGCAGAAACGUAGCCAUAAGUGCAAGUGAGGUAUUAGAAGAGCAGAGUGAAGAGGAAUCCGAAGCCGAAGCAGAGGGGCUUACCGCAGAGGAGGUGAUUGAUGAGGAGUUCUUCGACGAGCAGGAGGACGACGACAACAUCUCGAUCGCGUCCACAGACUCCCAGAUGAUCAUUACAGCCACGCUCAAGGCUGAUGAUAAGAUCGCGGCAGAUAAGGCUCGAUUGGAAAUAGUCAUCGAAGACAGCGAAGAGGAGACAUAA